Molecule: messenger RNA, 3271 nt
Organism: Stegastes partitus (bicolor damselfish)
Lineage: Eukaryota; Metazoa; Chordata; Actinopteri; Pomacentridae
Product: transcription factor Sox-10-like
Exons: 4
Coding region: 330-1835 (501 amino acids)
Biological process (GO): negative regulation of transcription by RNA polymerase II; neural crest cell migration; peripheral nervous system development
Cellular component (GO): nucleus
Molecular function (GO): RNA polymerase II cis-regulatory region sequence-specific DNA binding; DNA-binding transcription factor activity, RNA polymerase II-specific
Source: RefSeq, a predicted model, not a curated record
CUCCGGUGUUGCCACACAGAGCAGCCAUUCAUCGGCUCUACAGUCAGCCACACACACUUCCAUGCUGAACCGCUGGACAUCUAAAUUGAUAUAGCUGCUAUUGCUGAGAAAGGACUUCUAGCCGACGGUGGAAAGGAUUUGGACACAUUUUACGCAGCAGUAUGGCUUUGCCUGAGACGACUCAGCAAUAACUGGGAUCGUUGGAGACUCCAGACUUUCAGUUAAAACCAUUUAAUCGCGUCGAAUCGUUUGGACUCUCUCUCUAAAACUAGUUUUGCAUCAGAGGGUUGCUGCGUUAUUAGUUUAAAUUAUAAUUAUUAUUUUUUAAAAUGUCCGGCGAGGAGCACAGCCUGUCCGAGGCGGAGCUGAGUCCCGGAGGGUCAGACGAUGGUCACUCGCUGUCACCGACUCAACCCGGAGCUCCACCCGGCCAGCGCUCACCUCUGACCGGGCCGCCACAGCAGCUGACCGCGCUCUGCGUGGCGGAUGGCAGCGGGGACGAUGAAGGCAGAGCCAGAGCCAAAUCAGAGGAAGAGGACGACCGCUUCCCGAUCGGAAUCAGGGAGGCGGUCAGCCAGGUGCUGGACGGAUAUGACUGGACACUUGUGCCCAUGCCGGUGCGCGUAAACAACGGAAACAAAGCUAAACCCCACGUCAAAAGGCCCAUGAACGCCUUCAUGGUGUGGGCGCAAGCAGCUAGGAGGAAGCUGGCCGACCAGUACCCCCACCUGCACAACGCAGAGCUCAGCAAGACCCUCGGCAAACUGUGGAGGCUGCUGAACGAGAACGACAAGAGGCCAUUCAUCGAGGAGGCAGAGAGGCUGAGGAAACAGCACAAGAAGGACUACCCGGAGUACAAGUACCAGCCCCGGAGACGCAAAAACGGCAAACUUACGACUACGAGUGAGUCCGACAGCCAAGGAGAAGGGGAGGCCAGCCACUCCCAGUCACACUACAAGACCCUGCAUCUGGAACACAAUGGCGGGGCUGGGUCUCCAUUGGGUGACCUGCACCACCACCACCAUCAUCACCACCAUCCUGCUGGUCAGGGUCACAGCCCACCCACACCCCCCACCACCCCAAAGACAGAGCUCCAGUCUGGUAAACUGUCAGACGGCAAGAGGGAGGGGGGAGCAGGAGUGGCUGGAGGAUCAGGGGGAUCAAGGGGGGCCCUUGGGGUGGGAGCUGAGGGGGCAUCCGGUGGUCCGUCAUCAUCAAGUGCUAAACCCCACAUCGACUUCGGCACCAUGGACAUCGGCGAGAUCAGCCAUGAGGUGAUGUCCAACAUAGAGCCGUUCGACGUGAAUGAGUUCGACCAGUACCUCCCACCCAACGGCCACCCUCAGAGCGGAACCGGGGCCCCUGCAGGCGGAUCCUCGGCCUCAUCCUAUGCCUACGCCCUGGCAGCUGCUAGCGGGCACUCUGCCUGGCUCUCCAAGCAGCAGCAGCAGCAGCCUCAGGCCUCUCCGUCUUCCUCCGACCCCUCCAAGGCUCAGAUCAAGAGUGAGUCUGCGUCCGGAAGCCACUAUGCAGAGGCCUCAUCCUCUCCCUCCUCAGGCACCCAUGUCACCUACACCCCGCUUAGUCUCCCUCACUAUGGCUCUGCUUUCCCCUCGCUGGCCUCCAGGGCUCAGUUUGAGUACGGAGAGCACCAGGCCCCUGGGGCGUACUAUGCCCACUCCAGCCAGGCCCCUGGGCUGUACUCAGCCUUCUCCUACAUGGGCCCUACACAGAGGCCUCUGUACACGACCAUAGGAGACCCCUCCAGCGUUGCCCCCUCUCACAGCCCCACACACUGGGAGCAGCCUGUUUACACCACACUCACAAGACCUUGAGGGAGACCAGCUGAGCAGAGGGAAAUAUGGGAAGCGUGUGAGUGAAUCUGUGUGUGCGAAAUAUGUGAAUGUGUGAUUAUGUAUGUCUCUGUAUGUAUGUGUGCCCGUGCCAUAUUGACGUUAUAUUAGAUGUUUGUACUUUUUUAGCCAAUAUAAUGCAAGAUGCAUCCACGGGGCCUUACACAGUUAUAAAAACAGCCACAAGCUCACACAGUAUAAAGUGUGAUUCAUGGGUCAACAGCCAAUCAAAAGCAAGAAAACCUUAACAAACGUGUGCCAUCAUAAAUGUACGAGUUGAAAUGUCAAGUGACAAGAGGACGAUGAUAGAGAGAAAGAGAGAGACACACUUUGGAGUGGACAAAUGUUGGAUUGACUCUGAUUUGACCCAGAAGUGAUGGGUUUUGACUGACAUAAUCAGAUUUUAUUAACCAAACUAAAGGAUGUUUUUUGUGUUAUUUUAUAUGAGUAGUAAGUUUAUUGUCAUUAUUGAUAUCCUAGGGUGUAACUUUAUUGUGACUGAUUUGAUAUUACACAUAUACAUCUGCACCACUGCUUUGGGAAAAAGCAUGUUUUGUUUCACUAAGAUGUUCCCUGUUUUUUUGUUUUUUUUUCAUGGCCAGAAGAGAAUAGCUGCAACUUUUCUUUUUUUUCUUCUUCGUUUCUGUAUAUAGCACAAUGUGUAUCUCUGUUCUAUACAUUGACUUCACUGAACUCAACAAUUAAGCAUUUAAGGGGAAAAAAUAGGAAAAAGAGAGGGAAAGAGAGCUCUUAAAUAUGUAUUUCUCAGACAUUUACCUCAGCUCUGAUCGUUUUGUGCCAAUAGUAAAGGAGAAAUCUGACCCUGGAAACCCGAUCAGCUGCAGAGAUUCAAAAUUUCAGAACCUCCACUUUAGAAUUCUCUCCUUUUUGUUUUUUUUUGUUUUUUUUUUUUGCUUUUUAAGUGCCUAACAGUUUGCUGAUUCACCUCUGAUUUAUCCAAUAACUGAGUUAAAAUCUAUAAGUACAAAGUCUCAACCAAAUCUCUCAAGAUGAUUGGCCAGCUUUGGGUCCUACUUAAGGAUUAGAAUCACAUGUGCGACCCGUUCUGCACUGCAUGUAGGCCAAAACGGUUUCUUCCUAUGUUGUGCCCAAACAGCCUUCUUCCCCCUUCACCAAUGUGAAUAAUGGUCAUUACCACAGCUUCAACUUUAUUAUGUGACACAUACUUUAUCAUUUUAUACUGACCCUUUUACCAUGUAGUUAUUAUUUUUAUGUAAUAAUGCAUUGUGUGUCACACUUUUGCUUCUUCCAUUUUGUAUAAUUCUGGAUAGUUUUGUAAAGUGUUUGCUAUACAUUCACUUGAGUAUUUUUAUGUGCUUCCUUACAAGAAAAGCAAUGUUGAAAUAUUAUUGUUGUCAUCUAUUAAAUCAAUUUAUUUAUAAAAAAAAAAAAAAGAA